AUGGCCAAACCAAUCGAAAAGAUGGGUGCGGACGAAAUCCUCAACGUUAGCAAGAAGCUCUUCUACGGCGGAUUCUGUCUCCUCCCCUUCCUUUGGGUCUACAAUGUCCUCUACAUCUGGCCUGUUCGGCAUCGCAGCGACCUCAGUCCUCAAAUCAGGCACUACCUUUUGAUGUCCGGUAUCCUGGCGACUUUGCUUUUCAUUAUCUUUUCAACAUGGUUCGGGAUUUUUGUCAAUCAUCGCUUGAGCUGGGGCGCUACAGGAGAUCUUUUGACCGUGGUUUUGGUCAAAGGCGCUUGA
This is a messenger RNA of Gamsiella multidivaricata, 300 nucleotides long. RefSeq names its product gamma-secretase aspartyl protease complex, presenilin enhancer-2 subunit. The coding region runs from base 1 to 300 and encodes 99 amino acids. The transcript has 2 exons. Gene Ontology annotation, cellular component: gamma-secretase complex. The record is from RefSeq and is a predicted model, not a curated record. NCBI's taxonomy places the organism in Eukaryota, Fungi, Mortierellomycota, Mortierellomycetes, Mortierellales, Mortierellaceae.